This is a messenger RNA of Nicotiana tabacum (common tobacco), 2052 nucleotides long. RefSeq lists its product as uncharacterized. Lineage: Eukaryota; Viridiplantae; Streptophyta; Magnoliopsida; Solanales; Solanaceae. The record is from RefSeq and is a predicted model, not a curated record. Gene Ontology annotation, molecular function: protein binding; ubiquitin protein ligase activity.
UUUUUCCCCAAGUGAAAAGAUUGGGCGUCCUUUAUUCUUGAGAACGAAAGCUGUCUGAAUAACGCCAAAUCGUAUACGAUUGAAAAAGUUUCGUUUCUAGAGAGAGAGAGAGAUAGAAGAGCAAGAAGAGGAAAGAGAGAGUGAAGGACCACGUAAACGAAUACAGUCCAUGUAUGUAAUGAAGGAUUCUUGGGAGAACACGAUACAACUACUUCAGUUCGCCUUUAUACCCUUCUUCACCUGCAAAUAAGUUUCUUCAGUUCAGUACUAGUACUUCUUCUUUUACAGCUCUCUUAGUUUUUCUUGCUUACAAUGUCCGGCGACGCUUCUGCUUCUGUUUCUGUUUCUUCUUCUGGGUUUUGUUUAGAGGGGCUUGAUGAUGUUCAAGAUUAUCCAUGGGCGAAUGAAGGAGAGCCAUCUAUGUCGUGGGAUAGGUAUAGUCAUCUAUACGAUAUUGUGCAAACGGGCAACAAAGCAUACCGUGAGAACAGAUGGGACGAGGCUAUCAAUUGUUACACAAGAGCUAACAACACUAGGCCAAAUGACCCUAUCAUUCUUAGCAACAGAUGCGCUUCGUACCUCAGGUUUAGCCAAUUUCUGAAAAGUAGAACUGCAUCAGAUUCAGAAUACAGGCCAUUGAGUGGGUUGGAUCCUACAACGCUUGCUGGGCUUGCGUUAAAGGAUGCUGAGAAGGUGAUGCAUCCACAGAACAAUUCAGUAAACUCAUAUAUUCUGAAGGCAAACUCACUCAUUUUGUUAGAAAAAAAUGAGCUAGCCCAAGAUGUAAUCCGUUCAGGCCUUCAAGUGAAUCCUUUAAGCAAUCCCCUUCUAAAUUUGGAGAAAUGGAUCAAAGCUACACUUGGAACGAGAAUCCACGGGAGACCACAGCGCAGUGAUGAUUUUGACUGUACUCUGUGCUUAAAGCUAUUAUAUGAACCUAUAACAACUCCUUGCGGACAUUCUUUUUGCCGUGCAUGCCUCUUCCAAUCAAUGGACCGAUAUAACAGAUGCCCAUUGUGCCGAACAGUUCUUUUCAUUAGUCCCAGAACAUGUGCAAUCAGUGUAACAUUGAAUAACAUAAUAGAAAAGACUUUUCCUGAGGAAUAUGUUGAAAGGAAGGCUGAGAAUGACAGUCUGAUAAACCUUGGUGUUGACUUGCUGCCUCUUUUUGUCAUGGACGUUAUUCUACCAUGCGAGAAGCUUGCACUUAACAUUUUUGAACCUCGUUACAGACUUAUGGUUAGGAGGAUAAUGGAAGGAAAUCGUCGAAUGGGAAUGGCUGUUGUUGAUCCUACGACUGGUUCGAUAGCUGAUUGUGCUUGUGAAGUGGAGAUUAUAGAAUGUGAGCCACUUCCAGACGGGCGUUUCUAUCUGGAGGUUGAAAGUCGACGUAGAUGUCGCAUCGUACGAUAUUGGGAUCAAGACGGGUAUCGUGUUGCUGAGGUUGAAUGGAUACAGGAUAUAUGCCCAGCCGAAGGAACAAGAGAGAGGCAUGAAUUACUGGAGAUGGCAAAUAAGGCGGCAGCAUUUGCUCAACAGUGGUUGAGGAACGCACAAGAAGUGGCAGGAGAUCGUAGACGUGCAGAACUCUUCAAAGCAGAAGGAUUGAUGCCAUCGCCGCAGGAUCCUGAGCGUUUAAGUUUUUGGCUUACAACUCUGACCAGUCGUAGACCAACAGAGAAAUUAGACCUGCUUCAGAUCAGAGAUACACAUGAGAGGAUAAGGCGAGGACUCCUAUACAUGAAAGCAGAAGAACAAGGAUGCCGACUGCAAUAAUAUUUGGUGAAAGGAGGAGGACAAGGCUGCCGGCUGCAAUGAAUUUUUGGUCGAUAUGUAAUUAAUUCAAUUAUUUGUAAUAUAUGAUUGAUUGUUGUGUAAAGCUCAUAUAUAUAGGCUUAUUUAAUUUCAACAUUUUUUGAUUCUCAACCCAACUCUCCUCUUUCAGAGAGAUGUAUUGUUGACUUCAACUAUUCUUUAUUGUAAAGACCUGGACUGUUAUUGACUUAGGUUGUUCUUUUGUUGUGAUUUGUGAAACGACGAAUUUUCACCUCA